CUCCAUACAGAGAGGAGAAGGAGGAGGAGGAGGAGGAGGAAGAAAAAGAGCGGUAGGCGCCGAGCGACAGCGUUACUUCGGGGCGCCGAGGACGGGCAUGCAAGUCUGCAGCCGCUCCAGCUGCAAAUGCAAGGCAUGCCGCAAGCUCGCAAGAUCAGGAACUUGAAAGAUGGCUUUGCGUCCUUGGCCUUGGCCUUUGGUAUCCAUCCGUACACUAGUACGAUUCCAGAGGCAGCCUCCCUCAAGUUGGUUGUUUGA
Colletotrichum lupini is the source of this 258-nucleotide messenger RNA. RefSeq lists its product as uncharacterized. The annotation marks the transcript as partial. NCBI's taxonomy places the organism in Eukaryota, Fungi, Ascomycota, Sordariomycetes, Glomerellales, Glomerellaceae. The record is from RefSeq and is a predicted model, not a curated record. The transcript has 2 exons.